UCCUGCUCCUGCUGUGACCUGGCUGAUAAUUGGGCGGGCAGUCAAUCCCCUCGUGAGAGGGCAAUCAAUGCUGUUCUGCCAGGCUCCAUCAUCCACAUCUGGUGGAAUUUUUAGGUUAUUGUACUGAUAUGGAACAUAGGCUGCUGGCAUACCAGUAUAUGCCAAAUGGAAGUCUUCAAGAUCACCUACAUGGUGGCGGCGUCCCACUGGAUUGGAGUACGCGGAUGAGAAUUGCAUUGGGGUCUGCUCGAGGACUUCGGUACCUGCAUGACAUUGCCGACCCACCGAUCAUCCAUCGAGACUUCAAGUCGUCCAACAUCUUGCUGGACCAUGACUUUGUUGCAAAGGUGGCAGACUUUGGCCUUGCCACACUGGCCAGGAGACCUGAGCAAGAAGAUGAAACAGGUUGCAUGAGCACCAAGAUACUUGGCACAUUUGGAUAUGUUGCGCCAGAGUAUGUUAUGACUGGAUGCGUCAGCGAAAAAAGCGAUGUGUAUAGCUUUGGAGUUGUUCUUCUGGAGUUGGUUACCGGCAGGAAGCCUGUGGAUAUGUCACAACCACAGGGGCAACAAAGCCUCAUUGCUUGGGCUGGCCCACACUUGAACAAUAGAGAGAAGUUGUUGAAGAUGGUGGAUCCUGUUCUGCAAGGCAUGUUCCCUCCGCAGGCACUGUACCAUGUUGCUGCCAUAGCCGCCAUGUGCAUUCAGGCAGAGCCAGACUAUCGACCAAUCAUGGAUGAAGUUGUGGACUCCAUCCUACCCCUCCUAAACAAAACAUACCCCAUGUAUGCUAAUGUGGGACCGCCACAGGGUUACCUUUCAGCAAGCAGUGAAGACAGCACUGAUCGCCUUUUGAGGGAGAGAGGAGGUGGUACUCUUAGUGACUACUGUCUGUACUGUCGCCGGGAGCCGAGGGACGUGGUGGUUCUUCCUUGUGGGCAUCGCAUAGCGUGCGUCCGAUGUGCAAGUUGCCUCAGUUCCUUGUCGUAUCUUAUGUGCCCACUUUGCGGCAGUCAAGUCACGGCGACUCAUGAGGUGGCCAAAGGUCAAAAUGCACCUGGACAUGGACCAGGAUUCAACUCACUGCUAGAGUCUGGGAAAGCCUACACACAAGAACAGCUCAUCAUGGUGAGGCUCUGGCAACUGCACCGCUUGCAUGUUUCGACAUAUGAUUCUCCUGUGGCGGCGGGGCGGGCACCUCGAGGUCAGCACCACACGGAGAUGACGGAUCCCGCAGUCGGACAAAGUUUUGGCGUUAUCGUUGUGCUCGAACGUGGGCGCAUUUGUCUCGUCAACGCAUACGUUGCUCAACUUCUGUACAGGAGUCUAUACACGUUUCCUGUUGCGCACAUCCGACGUGAUAGGACUGUGCAAUUGCCGAUUUUGGCGCAGUGAGGUGGGUGUUGCAGAUAUUUGCAACAAGAGGACAUGGCUGAGUUUACGCGCAGAGGAUUCAGAAGGCAGGAAAGGAGAGGUAGGGAACGGAACGUAGGGAAGGAGUGGAGACUGAUGAUGAUUAUAGGAUGGUGCUACUUGGUCAGUUAGAUGAUCCUCAUGUGUUCAAGCGAGCCAAUGGAGAGUUGUUCCCUUGAGUCAACUAAUGAGGAUACAAUGCCUUGCUUGCUGGAUUCAGGGCGUCACAACACCACUCUCGAAAUGUGCAAAAUGAGAAUGAACUUCCUGCGAGAACAUGGCCAGAUGCACCCACCACAUUUUUGUCUUUUUCACAUUUCGAGAGUGGUGUGGCGAGGCCCUCACUCUCGGGAAUCGUCACGUUUCUGCCGAGCCGAGCUGUAAGAAGAAGUUGAGACCUUGGACCUCGCUACAUUGCAGAACAUCCUAAAUGCAUCUGGAGCUACAAAUGGUCCCGAUAGUCAAAUGUCCGGUUGGUCAGAAUGUAUCUGGUCCAUUGACAGGUCAGAUACGUGUGGUCUGUUGAGUAGAGGAGUGAGGUCCCUUGUCUGUGUUGACGUACAUAGGUUUCAACUGGAUAAAGCAGCAAUUACUAA
Chara braunii is the source of this 2008-nucleotide messenger RNA. The record is from the annotation of a GenBank genome assembly. Lineage: Eukaryota; Viridiplantae; Streptophyta; Charophyceae; Charales; Characeae.